Molecule: messenger RNA, 1908 nt
Organism: Zea mays
Lineage: Eukaryota; Viridiplantae; Streptophyta; Magnoliopsida; Poales; Poaceae
Product: mitochondrial carrier protein CGI-69
Exons: 10
Coding region: 210-1415 (401 amino acids)
Biological process (GO): mitochondrial transmembrane transport
Cellular component (GO): mitochondrion
Source: RefSeq, a predicted model, not a curated record
AAGAAAACCUAACGCCCUCCCGGCCUUCCCCCCCCCCCCCCCCCCCCCCCCCCCCCCCCCCCCUCUAUUCCAGGAGCCUCCUCCCCCUCCUCUUCUAGAGGGAGGGACCACAGCCGCGGCCGCACCGGCGCACACCAGCUACACCGCCCGAAUUCCCGAUCGAUACCGGAGGUGGACGUGGCCUAGGGUUUCCGAGCCAGGCCGGCGCUAUGGUGGGCUGCUCUAGGGGCUCCCUCCCCACCUGGAUGACCGCCGCCGCCGCGCGGGUCGACCUCUCGGGCGGCGUAACGCCUUCGCACCAGGGCCCAUCCUCUUCGUCCCCCUCCUCGGGUCCCUCUCCGGCCGCGGGGGCGGACCAGGAGCUCGGGAUGUACGAGCGCGCGUUCUCCGCUGCCGGCGCCGCCUUCGUCUCAGCUAUCAUCGUCAACCCUCUAGAUGUCGCCAAGACUAGAUUGCAGGCGCAGGCGGCAGGGGUGCUGUACAACCAGCCUGCCCAGAUGGCGGCGCUCGGCCCUGAUGCGCAUUUCCAGAUCCUGUCUGAAUUCCGAUGCUCUCCUUCGUGCACACGUGGUCUUGUAUUAGGAAGUGAGCCAGUUUGUCCUCCUGACUGCUUCCAGUACAAGGGGACACUUGAUGUAUUCUUGAAAGUGGUUAGACAGGAGGGGUUCGUUAGACUAUGGAGAGGAACAAAUGCAGGCUUAGCAUUAGCUGUACCCACUGUUGGGAUAUACUUGCCUUGUUAUGAUAUAUUCCGCAACUGGAUUGAGGAUUUCACAAGAAGUAAUGCUCCUGGCUUGACACCAUAUGCCCCGCUAGUAGCAGGAUCUGUUGCACGCUCGUUAGCAUGUAUUGCUUGUUCUCCAAUUGAGCUCGCAAGGACGCGUAUGCAGGCAUAUAAAGAGUUUCGUCCUGGCGUAAAGCCUCCUGGAAUGUGGAAAACCUUGGUUGGUGUUCUCCCACCACUUCCAAGUUCGAGUCAGAAUGUACAAAAUUACCGUGUUCUGUGGACUGGGGUGGGUGCACAACUUGCUCGAGAUGUUCCUUUCUCUGCUAUAUGCUGGUCAACUCUUGAGCCUAUGCGAAGAAAACUACUUGGUUUUGUUGGAGAAGAAGGCAAUGCAGGUAGUGUAUUGGGAGUGAAUUUUGCUGCUGGUUUUGUAGCAGGCAGUCUUGCUGCUGGUGCUACAUGCCCUCUGGAUGUUGCAAAAACAAGGAGACAAAUAGAGAAGGAUACUGAGAAGGCAAUGAGGAUGACUACAAGGCAAACAUUAGCUGAGAUAUGGAGGUCUGGAGGCAUGAAAGGUCUGUUCGCCGGCGUUGGCCCACGUGUUGCACGCGCUGGUCCAUCAGUUGGUAUUGUCAUUUCCUUCUACGAGGUUGUCAAGUACGCUCUUCAUCAAAGGCACACCUCAUGACCUAGUUUUGUUGAUAAGAUGGAAGCCCUCCCACUUGGUGAAAGGCAUGGUAGGCUAGUUACUCUGACAGGGCUAGGUGUAAGUUGGAAGAUCAGAGUGCCCAACAGUCAAGACACGACAGGCUUUUUUAUGGACAGUGUCCAUUUCAGUCAAGGAUAGCAAUACCAGUUUUGCCAUGGAGCAGGCUUCAGUUUCGCCCGUGUCAGGUUUUGGACCAUCGUCUAAGCUUAUGUCUUGGCCGGAUCUGAAGCUGCUCCGGUAAACUUACUUGGUGUAGUCCCUGUAAUUGAAGGAAAGGAGAGUGUAGUAGCGUAGAUACUGAUCAAUAAUUUUGCACACCCUUGAAACUACAGAAGAAAUUUUGCACAUCCUAGUCUUGUGUCGAUGCCUUAAAAAAACCGUUUUGGUCUUCUUGUUGACUUGUUACUGUAAAAACCAACGGGGAUAUGUUUACUUGGCGGAAUCAUUAAAUUCAAAGGGGAUGGAUUCGUUA